Messenger RNA from Chrysemys picta bellii (western painted turtle), 2582 nucleotides. Lineage: Eukaryota; Metazoa; Chordata; Testudines; Emydidae. The record is from RefSeq and is a predicted model, not a curated record.
GGCGGAGCGAUUCCCGGGGUCACUCAGUCUGGCAGCAGGAAGUGAAUUGCAGUCGCUGCAGUUACUCUGUUGCGGAGAAAUCCACGUUCCUUGCAAGACUCCAGGGCCUCGGCUGCUGCCGCUGGGGACCCCAGAGCCCUGGCUGCAGGCGGGGGAAGUUUCCUAUCGAGGGAGGAACAUUCCCGCUGCUCCCUGAGAGACUCUCCCAGUGCAGAGACCCCAGCCUGUCCCGUCCCCCCCUUACUGGGACCCAGAGCCCUGCUCCCAGGCAGUGCCCCACGUGGAGAGAAGAUCAUCCCAUCUUCGUGGGGGACAGGGAAGUGAAAUGGAUGUGAUGGAUCCAGCUCAGAUGCCGGUGACCUUUGAGGAGGUGGCUGUGUAUUUCACCGAGGGGCAGGGGGCUCUGCUGGACCCCAAUCAGAGAGCCCUCUACAGGGACGUCAUGCAGGAGAAUUAUGAGACUGUGACCUCACUGGGAUUUCCCAUUCCCAAACCUGACCUGGUCGCCCGGCUGGAAGCAGGGGAAGAGCCGUGGGUCCCGGAUUUCCAGGCCUCUGAGGAAAGGAAGCUCCCAAGAGGCACCUGCACAGCAGGUGACAAGACAAAGAGUGAGAACGAGGAGGGGAAUCCACUGCAGAAAUGUCCUGAGCAAGUGGAGCUGCAGAGGACAUUUUUGAGAAGAGCUGAAGAGAAUUUUUCCCAGUGCUUGGAACAGAGAAAAGCCUGGAGUAAUUGGCACAAGUCAGAGAGGAAGUUGGGAAACCACCAAAGGAAGAAAGUGGAUGAAUCAAUUGAAUGUGGGGGGGCAGGCAAGGAUCCCAAGGAAAUCACAGCCCAGCAGACAAAUCACAAGGAAAAUAAACCCUAUAAAUGCUUGGACUGUGGGAAAAGUUUCAGUCGGCGCUCCAGCCUUAUUAACCAUGGGAGAAUCCACACGGGAGAGAAACUGUAUAAAUGCUUGGACUGUGGGAAAAGCUUCAGUCAGUGCUCAGGCCUUAUUAACCAUAGGAGAAUCCACACAGGAGAGAGACCCUAUAAAUGCUUGGACUGUGGGAAAAGCUUCAGUCAGCACUCAGGUCUUAUUAACCAUGGUAAAAUCCACACUGGAGAGAGACCCUAUAAAUGCUUGGACUGUGGGAAAAGCUUCGAUCGGAACUCAAAUCUUACUAUCCAUCGGAGAGUGCACACAGGAGAGAGACCGUAUAAAUGCCUUGAGUGUGGGAAAAGUUUUAGUCAGCUCUCAGGCCUUAUUAGCCAUGGGAGAAACCACACGGGAGAGAGACCAUAUAAAUGCCUUGAGUGUGGGAAAAGUUUUGGUAUACAAUCUUCCCUUAUUAUACAUCAGAGGACCCACACGGGAGAGAAACCCUAUAAAUGCUUGGACUGUGGGAAAAGCUUCAGUCAGCGCUCACGCCUUAUUAGCCAUGAGAUAAUCCACACGGGAGAGGGACCAUAUAAAUGCCUUGAGUGUGGAAAAAGUUUCAGUGCACCAUCAGUCCUUAUUAUACAUCAGAGGACCCACACGGGAGAGAAACCCUAUAAAUGCUUGGACUGUGGGAGAAGCUUCAGUCAGCGCUCAGUCCUUAUUACUCAUAGGAGAAUCCAUACGGGAGAGGGACCAUAUAAAUGUCUCGAGUGUGGGAAAAGUUUCAGUGUACCAUCAGCCCUUCUUAUACACCAGAGAACCCACACGGGAGAGAAACCCUAUAAAUGCUUGGUCUGUGGGAAAAGCUUCAGCCGGAGCUCACAUCUCAUUAGCCAUGGGAGAAUGCACACAGGAGAGGGACCAUAUAAAUGCUUGCACUGUGGGAAAAGCUUCAGUCAGCGCUCAGUCCUUAUUAACCAUGGGAGAAUACACACAGGAGAUGGACCAUAUAAAUGCCUUGAGUGUGGGAAAAGUUUCAGUGUACCAUCAGCCCUUCUUAUACACCAGAGAACCCACACAGGAGAGAAACCCUAUAAAUGCUUGGAGUGUGGGAAGAGCUUCAGUCAGCGUUCAGGCCUUAUUAGUCAUGGGAGAAUCCACACAGAGGAGAGACCCUAUAAAUGCUUGGACUGUGGAAAAAGCUUCAAACGGAGCUCAAAUCUUAUUAUUCAUCGGAGAUUGCACACAGGAGAGAGACCCUAUAAAUGCUUAGACUGUGGGAAAAGCUUCAGUCAACGCUCAGGUCUUAUUAGCCAUGGGAGAAUCCAUACGGGGGAGAGACCCUAUAAAUGCUUGGACUGUGGGAAAAGCUUCAGUCAGCGCUCAGUCCUUAUUAACCAUUUGAGAACCCACACAGGAGAGAGACCCUAUAAAUGCUUGGACUGUGGGAAAAGCUUCAAUCGGAGCUCAAAUCUUAUUACCCAUCGGAGACUGCACACAGGAGAGAGAGACUGUAAAAAUACCUUGAGUGUGGGAAAAACUUCAGUGAGAGCUCAAAACUUCCGGAGAGAAAUCAUAUAAGUGCCUCCACUGUGGGGUAAGUUUCAUUCAGAGAUCAAACCUUGCUUCAUAUCAGAUAAUCUACACAAGAGAGAAACCCCAUAAAUGCUUGGAUGAUGGGAAAAGCUUCAACAACUGCAGGAAAAAAAUUCAGUCU